AUGACGGAGACCGGGAUGAACCUACCGGAGGUGGAGCCCUUCACCUACGUCCGCAUCCCCGCCGACGACGCCGGCGAGGUCGAGGAAUGCCGGUUUGACGGCCACACCGAGGAGGCCCUCCGCGCCCACCUCACGCGUUACUUUCGUCGUCAGCUGCUCUCGCCCGAUCAGCAUCGCGCGAUGGCGGGGCAUCUCGUCGAGGCCGCGAACGACGCCGCGCGGAAGACCGCCGUUCGGGCGGGGACGUCAGAACCUCCGGCGACGUCCGACGACCCCCCUUUGGUGGAUCCCACGCGGCAAUCCGAUCUGAUCGAGGCCUACUUGGAGGAUGCCUCGUUCGAGAUCGUCCCGAUCACGAUGCCGACGCGGGCCUCUCGCUUUAUCGGCACCUCGCUGUACGUGGAUGGCUGUGGGAGCUUCAAAGGGCUCGCGCGGAAUGAUCGGGCGAGCCGGAUCGCCGGGCGGGAGAUCCGCGGCGAUGCCUUUUUGCUUUCCAACCACGACGACCCCGCGUUGGAAACCUGGCGGCGGGUGGAUUGCCGCCGCGGCGAUUUCGACGCGUUGCUCGCGAACCCCCCGGGGGUUCGCGCCGACGCCGCGGAUGCCACCCACAUGGCCACCACCACCCAAAUCCGCGAAGAGGAAACGAAGCGGCUUCGCGUGGAGGACCUCCCGAAGGCGUGGGCGGGGAAAGCGGAAGGGAAUCGCCUGGUCGCCGCCGGGGAUUUCCCCGCCGCGGCGGCGGCCUACACGGUCGCCAUCGAGCUCACCGACGGACGGCGGGAUUUGCUCCCGAACGAGGCCGAGCUGACGGAGCUCCACCGCGGCGCGUUGCUGAAUCGCAGCUUGUGUGCGUAUCGCCUGGGGAAGUUCCUCGACGCCGCGAAGGACGCCGAGCGCGCGAUCGCGCUCGCGCCGGGGAACCCCAAAGGGUAUUACCGCCUCGCGCAGGCCUCCAUCGCCGCGCACGACUUCGCGGAGGCGCGGAAGGCGGUGCAACACUUCACCACCUCCGGCGGAUCCGGCGAGGUCGCGGCGGCGAUGCAGGCCGCCAUCGAGCGCGGCGAACGCGAAGCGAAGGAGAAGCUUCGAAAGAAUUUGGCGAAAAUGUUUCAAUGA
Molecule: messenger RNA, 1119 nt
Organism: Phytomonas sp. EM1
Lineage: Eukaryota; Euglenozoa; Kinetoplastea; Trypanosomatida; Trypanosomatidae
Source: the annotation of a GenBank genome assembly